This is a messenger RNA of Geodia barretti, 2592 nucleotides long. Lineage: Eukaryota; Metazoa; Porifera; Demospongiae; Tetractinellida; Geodiidae. The record is from the annotation of a GenBank genome assembly.
AUGGAGGAACUCAGCAAAUCUCUAGACGUUUCCCUCACUGAGCAGUCUCCCGAUGAUUACAUUCGAAGAACGCUACGAGCCCACGGUUUCUUCAACCAUUUUGAGCCCGCGGGAACCGGCGGCACGACGAGAAAGAGACUAGCCGUGCGUCAUGGCAUCAGCGAGGAGGACAAGCAGAGAACCACGCAACUCAUAUCCCACUUCAAGGAGGGGAGGGAGUUCCACACUCUGAAGGAGCCUCGUCACCUCCAUGGCUACACUCACAGUGGGAACAGGUUCCCGUUCUGGCCAGCAGAGGUGGAGUGCAUCAUGGACAGACCCAGGCACCUCUUGACAUCGCCCAGGUUCAGAGAGCCGUACUACAACCCUGAACAGGAGGUCGUGUCCCCAAAGAUUCGCAGUGGGGAGGGGAGUGGCAGAACCGUCUACUUGAACCCACCUGGUCCACAAAAGUUCUACAUGAAAUCGCGAUGUGGUCCGAGUCUCAAUCUACGAUCAGCACAGAGUCCACUCUCUACUGCGGACACUACUCUCCAGUUUGAGUCUCGAUUCGAGAGUGGGAAUUUGGGCAAAGUCAUCCAGGUUGGCAGGUGGGACUAUGAACUCUACCUCCGACACGACCUCUACACCAAGAAGUACACCCAAUGGUUUUAUUUUAGGGUGAGGAACAUGCAGGCUGGGCAAACCUACCGCUUUACUAUUGUCAAUCUGUACAAGGCUGGCAGCCUGUACAAUGAGGGGAUGCAGCCUGUGUUCUACAGUGAAAGAGAGGCGAAAGAGAGGAAACUGGGCUGGCACAGAACUGGCCACAACAUAAAGUACUUCAAGACCUCGAUAAAGAGACGGGACACGAAACAAGAGUCGUUCUGCUAUGGAGUCACCUGGUCCCACAUCUUCAACCACAGUGGAGACACCUGCUACUUUGCCCACAGUUUCCCCUACACUUACUCAGACCUGCAGGACUACAUCAAGAAGCUGCUUGCCAACAGACAAAUGGCCACCUGCUGCAAGUAUAGGGUCCUGUGUCGCACCAUAGCCGGGAACCCAGUCCCACUACUGACCAUCACCUCUCCCUCUCUCACUCCCGACGACAGUCUAGCCAAGCGGGGCGUGGUGGUGACGGCUAGGAUCCACCCGGGGGAGACCAACGGAUCGUGGAUGAUGAAAGGGCUCCUCGAUUUCCUCACUAGCUCUGCAGACGACGCCAAAAUCCUCCGCGACCUCUUUGUCUUCAAGAUUAUCCCAAUGCUUAAUCCCGACGGAGUGAUUGUGGGCAACUACCGCUGCUCUCUCUCUGGACGAGACCUCAACAGAAACUACCGCUCCAAACUGAAGGACUCCUACCCCACGGUCUGGCACACCAGAAACAUGGUGAAGCAGUUCUGUACGGAGAGGGAGGUGGUCAUGUUCUGUGACCUUCACGGCCACAGCCGCAAGCACAACGUCUUUAUUUACGGCUGCGAUUCCCUGGAAGAUGCCUCGUCUCGCCUCAAAUCACGUGUGUUCCCUCGCAUGCUCAGCAAGAAUGCACCAGACAUGUUUUCCUACAGCACCUCUAGGUUUGUGGUGCAGAAGAGCAAGGAAGGUACUGGGCGGGUUGUGAUGUGGAGAGAGGCCGGCAUCCAGAAUAGCUAUACACUAGAGGCGACUUAUUCAGGGUCAACACAGGGGAAGUUGAAAUUCGUCCAAUUCUCAACCGCGCACUUGGAAGAGAUGGGCUACCACUUGUGUGACACUCUGUUGGAUUACUGCGACCCCGACCAGACUAAGACAGAGAGCAUCAUGCAGGAACUCGAGGAAGAUUACAGAAAGUCGGUCCUAUCUGCAUUGGCAGUUGAUCCCCUCGAGGUUCAGAUUGAUCCAGCCCUCGUUGCUGAAGCGGACAGUAGUGAUGCUGGUAGUGAUAGCUCCGACAGUGAUGGACCACCGGUCCACCUCCAGUGGAAGAAACAUCAUCACAAGACCAAGAAAAAGAAGAAACUCAAGUCACGAAAGGAGAGAAACAAGCGAAAAGCCUUGCUGAAGAUGAACCACCACCGCAUGCUCUCAAUUCCAACACCACCUCAGUCAACAGUUCACACUAAGACACGGGCCCAAAAAAGAUCCCUCCCCGAAACAAGGGAGGAGAGAGAAACAAGAAUUGAACCGACAACCACUCAGCAGUCAUGUGGCACGUCUCACCCCUCAUCUCACCACGGAGGAAUUCCCCUGUUUGUCCAGGAGCGUCUAGAGGAGAGAGAGAGAAAAAAGGGAGAGGACAGCAGUGACGCUGUAAUUGAAAUCCCAACUGAUGAACUGAGACAGGCUCUCCUUCGCAUUCAGGCCACCCACACCCAGCAGGCGCUCAGCUCCACUCUGUUUAUUCCCCACCCCGGCUGCCCCAUGAACAUAUCCCAGGUCAACAUGCACGAGGUCUCACGUAGACAGAGCAGGCGGAACAGCAAGGCUUCCCUGCCACAGCUCGACGGCGGGAGUUUCGUUCCACCAGAACUUCCACCACUCUUCUCCAUCACCGUCUGGCAACCGGAAACCCAAGGCUGGGUUCACAUCUCAGUACAUGGCUCACCACCUCCAGCACAUUGGGUCAACUAG